Messenger RNA from Pseudomassariella vexata, 312 nucleotides. RefSeq lists its product as uncharacterized. The record is from RefSeq and is a predicted model, not a curated record. Bases 1 to 312 code for a protein of 103 amino acids. The transcript is spliced from 2 exons. Lineage: Eukaryota; Fungi; Ascomycota; Sordariomycetes; Amphisphaeriales; Pseudomassariaceae.
AUGGAAGCAACACUCCUUCGCCUCUGCGUCAGAUACAUCGUCCUCAAAGAAAUCGAUGCAUCUGUCCCCGACGUGCCGGACAUUGUCAAGCUAUGCAGCGCUGGGUCGAUGAGGCUGCAUAUUUGGAAAGAACAGUAUGACCGUCCGGACUGCAUCGUCACACCCAAGACGGACUAUAGCGACUGGCGGUACGAUCCACUCGCCGUCUUCUUCAUUUUCGGGACGCAAGAUGCCAUGCGCAAGCUGCUGCAGGACCACGAUACAGGCAGUAUGGCAUUCCUGCGCGAGUCGGGCUUCAGGGCCGCUGAGUGA